AUGUCGGGAUAUCCGGGUUACAAUUCUGGCCGCUACGGCCCACCGCAACCCCAAUACCAUCAGCAGCCUCAGGGCAAUUAUUACCCACCCCAACCUUCAUACGGCGGUGGCUACCCGCAGGGCCAGCCUUCUCCUCAGCCGCCGUUCGGUUACCAACAACAGCCUCCCCAACAGCAGUACUACUCAGGGCCUCCUCCUCCUCCUCAGCAGCAGCAGCAGCAGCAGCAGCAGCAGCAGUACGGUGGCCACUACCAACAAGGACCUCCUCAACCUAAUUACGGCUCGCGACCUGGUGGCGGCCCCGCUCCUCCUCCUACAGCACCUCAGCAAUUCGGUCAUGGCGCUCCCAAUAGCUACAACUUCAGAUACUCGAACUGCACCGGCAGGAGAAAAGCUCUUCUCAUUGGAAUCAACUACUUCAACCAGCGCGGUCAGCUCCGCGGCUGCAUCAACGAUGUCCGCAACAUGACUGCUUAUCUUUCCGAGCACUUUGGCUAUAAGCGUGAGGAUAUGGUGAUCCUUACCGAUGAUCAGCAAAACCCCAUGAGCCAGCCAACCAAACAAAACAUUCUUCGAGCUAUGCAUUGGCUAGUAAAAGAUGCUCGACCUAACGAUUCUUUAUUCUUUCAUUACUCAGGUCAUGGUGGACAAACAAAGGAUCUUGAUGGCGACGAAGACGAUGGCUACGACGAAGUCAUUUACCCGGUUGACUUCAGACAGACUGGCCAUAUCACCGACGACGAGAUGCACCGCAUCAUGGUUCGCCCCCUACAAGCUGGUGUUCGCCUGACAGCAAUCUUCGAUUCGUGUCACUCUGGUACCGCCCUCGAUCUGCCCUACAUUUACUCCACGCAAGGCAUUCUCAAGGAGCCCAACCUGGCCAAGGAAGCAGGACAAGGCCUGCUUGGUGUCAUCUCCUCAUACAGCCAGGGCGAUCUUGGAGGCGUGGCCAGCAAUAUUUUCGGCUUUAUCAAGAAGGCUGCCAAUGGCGACGAGGUUCGCGAGCGCAACUUGAGGACAAAGACCUCUCCAGCCGACGUUAUCAUGUGGUCCGGCAGCAAAGAUGAUCAGACUUCUGCCGAUGCAACUAUCGCCUCCCAAGCUACCGGCGCCAUGUCUUGGGCCUUCGUCACCGCGCUCAAGAAGAGUCCUCAGCAGAGCUACGUUCAGCUUCUGAACAGCAUCCGUGACGAGCUCGCAACACGAUACACCCAGAAGCCUCAGCUGUCGUGUAGUCACCCCCUUGACACAAACCUACUAUUCGUCAUGUAA
Messenger RNA from Fusarium mangiferae, 1272 nucleotides. RefSeq names its product putative caspase. The transcript has 6 exons. Gene Ontology annotation, molecular function: cysteine-type endopeptidase activity. NCBI's taxonomy places the organism in Eukaryota, Fungi, Ascomycota, Sordariomycetes, Hypocreales, Nectriaceae. The record is from RefSeq and is a predicted model, not a curated record. Gene Ontology annotation, biological process: proteolysis. Bases 1 to 1272 code for a protein of 423 amino acids.